UAAUAAAAUAUAUGGCAGAAAGUCAAAAUAAUAAUCAAUCAUUAAUAAACCAAAAAGAAACUGAAAAAGUCAAAUUUAGAUACAUUGAAGGGAAAAUUGAAAUUAGUAAUAAAUACAAAAUAACAAAACCAGAUGGCACUGAAAUCGAAGGAAUUAAAACUUCGACCAACAAUUACCAAAUAUUAGAAGGUGAAGGAAAAGUCGACAAAGUUUUAAAAAAAUUAAAUAGUUUGGGAAAAACUCCUACACUUCAACCAAAACAACAAACACUAGGAGAAAAUCUAGAAACAAAAAUUCCUGAGAUUAUUCAAGAACCACAAACAAAUCAAGAAAAAUUUUCGCAAGCAGAAGAAAAGAAAGAAGUAUUAAAAACAGUAGAUGCGAACUUAAUAAACAAUAAUGAUGGCAAUUCUGGUAGCGAAGGUAUCAAAUAA
Molecule: messenger RNA, 434 nt
Organism: Funneliformis geosporum
Lineage: Eukaryota; Fungi; Glomeromycota; Glomeromycetes; Glomerales; Glomeraceae
Source: the annotation of a GenBank genome assembly